CUGAAUAUUCUUCCCAAAAUGUCAUCGGAAUGGGAUAAUAAGAUAAUCCCAGUUAUCGGAGUUCCACUUGAAGCACGCAAACUCCCAUCUGCGCGAAUUCCCAAGAAACCCAAGGAGACCGAUGGAAAUUCAACUGAAACUGUGGUCAACUCUACUGAGAAGCCUGAAGAAAGGAAGGAAAAACCUCCGAAACCACCAAAGCAAAAACAGAAACAAAAACAAAAUCUAAACAACAAGUUUUUGAAAAAUUUAAUCACCGAUACUGGUAAACCGGCAAGUAUGAACGGGCUUUUUGUGGCAGAAGAGGAGGCUAAACUCACUUUACUGGAGAAAAAGGCAAUGAAGAUCCAUAUUGAAGAGAAUACAUUGAGUGAUCCCCAGUUUCCGACUUAUACAACGAAGCAUCAAGGCAGAAUAAAGUUCAAAUGCAGAUUGCUAUGGCUUCUCAACAAGGAAACAUUUAUGAAAAGAGCUAAUAAACCUCAUCUCGCCAAUAUUGUGGUAAAACAAGCACACAUGGAAGCUGUUCCGCCGAAACAGAAUGUUAAUCAAAAGAAACAGAUGAAAAAUCAGGAAAAAAACAAAAACGCCAAACCACUGAUGGAUAUCAAAUUUGAUGAAAAAGCCAGAUCAUUCAAGCAAAGAACGGGAGAAGAUUACAAUGGUGGUUUUGAUAUUUCGUCGAACUAUCAAGGUUCGGAAGGAUCCGGAGGAUAUCAACAUAUCGGAAAUACUUGGCCUAACACCGAGAGUCAAUGGAAUUACGAUCCUUCAACAAAUGGAUAUUCGACUUUCCUUGCAUCAACUCCAGACACUUCUACGACUUAUCAGCCAUAUCAACCAUCAGAAUAUGCCAAUUUUUCUCGUCAAUUGGAAUCUUCGUCGAGUUCUGUUCCUGUAUAUGGUGGAGCUACGGAUCCAACACAAACAUCAACAUCUUCUGUCAUUUCGUUUGGUGUUGCAGUGCACGAACCAAUAUCUGAAUCCUCGGCAUCUGCUUAUGAUGAUCCAACAAGAAACCAUUGGAACCCACAAUCUGCCACGAGUGACUAUUCAACCGUUCCAACUUCUGGAACUUCCAAUGUUUUCCCAUCGUACCAGACAUCAGAAUAUUCUUCUUUUCCAAAUCAAACUCCAUCUUCUUCUUCUUCAUAUCAACAGUCUUCACAAUAUACUCCGAUGGUUCCAGAUUUGAUAAAUCAAGCAAUUAAUGGUUACACAACUCCACAAUAUAAUCAACCGAAUCAGCAAGUAAAUCAAGAUUUCAACACGAAUCAAUUUUCCGCUUCUCUUGCUUCUCUCCAUUCACAACCUUUGGAAGCUUCCGAAGAUGAACUUUUGAGACAAAAAAGACUUAUGGAAAUUGAGCAAGAGCUUCAUAUGAUCAACGCGAAGAAAAUGCAUAUGCAAAUGGAAGCUGAAAUUCGGCAUCGAGAAAUGGAAUUGGCAAAGAGGCAGCAAUUGAUGGAGCUGAGGGAAAGAGAGCUCAGAGAUAGAGAAUGUUUCGAGAAUGGUAGAACUCAUGCGGGUCAUACAGGCCAGCACAACUAUGAUAAUCGAGAAUACAGUUCCCAUCACGAAUCUAAAAAUCCAUCUGUUGGCGGCAACUAUUCUUCGACUUCGCGGUCGAUAAGCAUCAACGAGGAUCCCGCUGCUUCUCACUAUUAUGGACAACGAGUCGAAAGAAAGAAGAGACUGGGAGGAGAAUUAGCGAGACGACAGGGAAGAGUCUACGAAGAAGUUUCAAGCCCAGGCCCAUUGAAGCGAUCGGCUGAUCAAAGUAGAGCAGGAAGUAUUCAACCAGCUGAAGGUCCCAGCAGGAAACAACGUCGUCGUAACAACAAAAACGUUCAAGUAACGGUCAAUAUGGAAGAUAUCAGUGAUGACGAAGAAGUUUGAUUCACAAUUGGCUGGAAAACUUUGUUUUGUUCGAAAUCAAUUCAAUCGUAGAAUCGUUAUUGGAAAAUCUCGUUCUUUUUUAAUUCAAUUUAAGUUUUUGAAUGAAGUUUUACUCAU
Molecule: messenger RNA, 2016 nt
Organism: Caenorhabditis elegans
Lineage: Eukaryota; Metazoa; Nematoda; Chromadorea; Rhabditida; Rhabditidae
Gene: F08F8.9
Exons: 8
Coding region: 19-1899 (626 amino acids)
Source: RefSeq, marked reviewed